Molecule: messenger RNA, 1049 nt
Organism: Helianthus annuus (common sunflower)
Lineage: Eukaryota; Viridiplantae; Streptophyta; Magnoliopsida; Asterales; Asteraceae
Product: ras-related protein RABB1c
Exons: 6
Coding region: 191-826 (211 amino acids)
Cellular component (GO): Golgi apparatus
Molecular function (GO): GTP binding; GTPase activity
Source: RefSeq, a predicted model, not a curated record
CUCUCUCGAACUUUUACGAAGGAUCAGUUUGAGAUCUCCCAUAAUUCUUCUUCUUACCCAAAAACCCUCCACUUUGUUGCAAGUUUUAUCGAUCGCUGAUCUCUUAACCCAAAUCAAUCUUUAAGUAUUUCUGUUUUUAAUUCAUCGUUUCCAGUUGUUUUCAUUGAAUAUUCUGAAGAUCUAAGUAGCCAUGUCUUAUGCUUACCUCUUCAAGUACAUCAUCAUUGGAGAUACUGGGGUCGGAAAAUCAUGCCUACUUCUGCAGUUCACAGAUAAACGUUUUCAACCCGUUCAUGAUUUAACCAUUGGUGUUGAAUUUGGGGCCAGGAUGAUCACGAUCGACAACAAACCAAUAAAACUUCAGAUCUGGGACACGGCGGGUCAAGAGUCAUUCAGAUCUAUAACACGAUCCUACUACCGAGGCGCUGCUGGUGCACUGCUGGUUUAUGACAUCACCAGGAGGGAAACAUUUAAUCACCUUGCUAGCUGGUUAGAGGAUGCGAGACAGCAUGCAAAUGCAAACAUGACUAUUAUGCUUAUCGGUAACAAGUGUGAUCUUGCACACAGAAGAGCUGUUAGCACAGAAGAAGGAGAACAGUUUGCAAAGGAACAUGGUUUAAUAUUCAUGGAAGCUUCUGCAAAAACUGCGCAGAAUGUCGAGGAGGCGUUCAUAAAAACAGCUGGAACAAUCUAUAAGAAGAUUCAGGAUGGGGUUUUUGAUGUAUCAAAUGAGUCUUAUGGAAUCAAAGUUGGAUAUGGUGGCAUUCCUGGGCCUUCCGGUGGAAGAGACGGGUCAAGUUCUCAAGCAGGCGGUUGUUGCAGUUAAAACAUAUUUUCUUAUUUUGUCGUGGCUACACGAGUAAAUCUUUUCUGAUUGAUCCGAUUGUAAAAAAUUAUGGAUGUUGGUAAAUAUAUGUGUUCGGGUCUUUUCGUAAUUGUUUUUAAGUAUGUAUGUUAUGAUGGGUUUGUUUUAUUGCACUAGUUCUUCUAAAUAUGCACAAGUGUGGGAUUGUUUUUCAGAAACUUAUAAAUUCAAGAGUAAACUGCCA